UCAGGAUUCGUUUAUUUUCUAGCAAUAUAGUUUUCGGUGGUUAUGAUUUUUUACUGGGAUGAAUGGCGUCAUUCUUUGGAUGUGAUUAAAUCUUACGAACAAAAUGAGCGCCAAUGGUGCUCUUCAGCUGUAUAGUUCCUGGUUUUGCCCAUUCGCACAGCGUGCCUGGAUUGCUCUGCUGGAAAAGGCGGUAAACUUUCAAUAUGUGGAGAUAGAUCCUUACAAUAAAUCUGCCGAAUUCCUGGCCAAGAAUCCACGGGGGCUGGUUCCCGUUAUCAUUAAUAAUAGCCAAUGUGUUUACGAAUCCCAGAUUUGUAUAGAGUAUGCAGAUGAAGAAUGGAAGGGACAGGGUAACCCGUUAAUGCCGCCUGACCCUUACAAUCGCGCAGUCGCCCGCAUCUGGGCAGAUUUCAUCACCAAGAGAAUUGUACCACCCUUCUACCAACUGCUAAUGCGCCAAACCAAUGACGAACAAGAAGAAGCCCAGAAAACUUUACUGGACAACUUGGAGACUUUAAGUAAAGAGAUCACAGGACCUUAUUUCAUGGGUUCUGCGUUUGGUAUGGUGGAUGUUAUGUUAGUGCCGUUCACGUUAAGAUUCGCGAUGAUGAAGCAUUACCGCAACUUCGAACUACCCAAAGGUCCAGCCUUCUCCAACCUCAAAAAAUGGAUGGAGGUUGUUCAUAACCGAGAAAGUGUUAAGUCAACGAUGGCGGACCAUGAUCGGUUAAUAACUAAGUACCAGAGAUAUGCGGAUGAUUCAGCCAAAUCUGAAGUUGCUGAUGCCAUAAGAAAGGGUAAAACUCUUCCUUAGUUUAACCGGAACCAAUGCAUUAAGCCACGGCUCUUGAGGUAUAUAUAAUAAGCUGUCUUGGAACGAUUAAAUUUAAUGUAAACUGGUCAAGGAAUUGUCCUUGUAUAGCAAGGUAAUACAGAACAAACCAAUUUGCUAAGUGAUGAUUAAAUAUUUCUGUGUAAAAAAUAAAAGAAUGAUUUAAUGUGUGAAAAAUAAAAGAAUGAUUUAAUGUGUGAAAAAUAAAAGAAUGAUUUAAUGUGUGAAAAAUAAAAGAAUAAUUUAUUUAUGAAAAAUAAAAUAAUGACCAUAUAUUUUCAAAGAAAGGGAUAAUUUAAUAAUUGAAAGAAUAUUGUCAUGAAAUGUGAAAAUAAUGAUUGAUCAAUUGGCAUGUAAACAGUGAAUGAAUAUUAGCAAUGUAAACAGUAAAAGAAAUAUUAGUUUGGAGCAGCUUGAGUCAAACAAACAAAAGACAAUAAAAUCCUAUCUGAAAAAUAGGUCAUUUAGUUCAUAUAAGAAAUUAUUUCGCAAUUUA
Patella vulgata (common limpet) is the source of this 1328-nucleotide messenger RNA. RefSeq lists its product as uncharacterized. The record is from RefSeq and is a predicted model, not a curated record. Lineage: Eukaryota; Metazoa; Mollusca; Gastropoda; Patellidae. Gene Ontology annotation, biological process: glutathione metabolic process. Gene Ontology annotation, cellular component: cytoplasm. Bases 104 to 814 code for a protein of 236 amino acids. Gene Ontology annotation, molecular function: glutathione transferase activity. The transcript is spliced from 2 exons.